AACUGACGUGGACGUCUUUACUCAGAUACAUCCCGAAACAAACACACAGACGCACCGAAACAAAACAAAACAGAACAGGACAUAUUCUAGGUAGCUGGAUCUUUCUUUCUUUCUCACACAUAAACCAAACAGACCAACUGAAUUAUGUAAAUUGAUCCGAUGAAGGAUUUUCGAGUUAUUUAGCCAUUCCAGUUCCAGUUACAGAUACAAGAUUUUAUUUUAAUGUUGCAUUAGCAACAAGAGUACAAGCAAGUUGUACGUAUAAGAAGAUGCAACCUAUUUGGCACAUUCAGUUCUUUGAAGAUCAAUCUUCGCAGGUUGAAAAUAAUUCUUGUGGUCAGAAGACAGGCGUUCUUUCCUAGAAAUAUUGUUUGCAUGAUUUCGUGAGUUGCAAGAUAUAUUAUAAUGGGAGACUUGUUUCGUAAUCAUGUUCCUUCCACGAGCUAUGAGGCAGCACAAUCCACGACCAGCAGAAAGGAUUCCAAAUUAACUUUGGUUGCUUCUGGCUCCAAGCUUCUGUCCCACGCAUCCUCAAAGCAAAUACCUUUAUUUAACAAUAUGAAACUCAGACAGCUACCUGCGAACGAUAUGGCAUUGUUUUUACUGAAAGUUGGUUGGUUGGAGAUGGUAAGGAGAUUGUCAAAAGCCAAGUGCCCUUUUGUCUGGUCUGGUCUGCAGGCUUUACAAGUUUUCUGCUAUCCACCGUUGAAGUGGCUCCAAAGAUGGGCCCCUUUCAGGAAUUUGAUUAAAGGGGCACAGAUAAUGUCAAGGCCAUUGCUAGUGCUCUCUAUUGCGACAGCUCUCUAUGAUCAGUCAGGACAAAACAAUCUUGACUCGGUAGACAUAGAAAAUUCAGAUAGAAGAAACGAUUGUAAUGACGUUCCUGGAUCACUUCCCGAAUUGUCUUCUUCACAGUCUACUGUUGAUGUAAGGGUCGAUGAUGAAGCUUUGUCACAUCAACCAUGUAGAACUUGGCUGCUAGAUCUAUAUAGAGAGCUUGACAACCAGGGUGUUCGUUUAUCAGAAAGAAUAAACGAAGAUGAGCUUUCUAGAUUCCAUUCUGCCGCAAACGGUGAUUUUUCGUGUUUAGUCACAUUAGUCAAGAAGUCAAUACGUUGGAGGGAGACUUACAGAUUUCUCUCAGAAGAUGAUCUUGAGAUGUGGUCAAAUAUGGUAUUCUGGCAUGGAUUUGAUGUUAAGAACCGCCCAUGUCUUUUCAUUCGCCUUGUUGCUUGCAUCAGGUUGCCACCUAGUGAAAGACCUCGCUUUGCACAAGCAAUUGUAUCUCAAGUAGAACACGGAAUCCUAAAUCUAGUAGAUGCUGAAAAUCCUCAAGUCACGGUAUUGGUGGAUUGCGAAGGAUUGUCUAUACGAUUUCCCAUGCAACUACUUAGAUCCUGUGCAGCUACUCUGCAAGAAAACUAUCCAAAUCGUCUAGGCUGUUUGUUUAUCAUCCGGCUUCCUUCAGUUGGCAGAGUUAUUGCACAGACCUUCAUUCAAGUUCUUAAACCCACAACCCGACAAAAACUUAAAAUAGUAGGGCAGGUGUACAAAAAUGCCCUCUCAGAGUACCUCCAAACAUUCCCAUCAUAUCUUGGUGGAGAAUGUGCGUGCUCAAAAUGUGUAAAGCUUAGCAGUUCUCAUCCACAGCUUCCUCAAUUUGACGAACUUACGAGCAAUAGAGGUGCAAAUGCAGAUACAGAGAACACUGAGCGGCUUCAGAGAUAUGGUCCAAGUUACGAGUAUGGCAAUGAAAAUGAAGAUUGUUUCAAGGUAUUGAGAUCUGCUGUGAUCGGCAUUCUCAUGGUCUGGGCAUUGAUUGCUCUUAUAGCUGGAAUAAUUGAUCCUGAAAGUCGUCCCAGUUUACCUCACUUAGAUAUGAGUUAAUAAUGCAUUUCAUAUUUAUUAUGCCGUCCUUAUUAUGUGCUUCUGUAUACAACCGAAUACCCUGACAAGUUUAUCUUUUCAAACAAAUGUGCACAACUUAUGUAUAUCUGAACUACCUUAUACAUAUUUUCCCAAGUAAAAUAUGAACAAUCAGUUGCAGCACAUGUUCUUAAUUA
Messenger RNA from Erigeron canadensis, 2063 nucleotides. RefSeq lists its product as uncharacterized. The record is from RefSeq and is a predicted model, not a curated record. The transcript has 7 exons. Bases 406 to 1887 code for a protein of 493 amino acids. NCBI's taxonomy places the organism in Eukaryota, Viridiplantae, Streptophyta, Magnoliopsida, Asterales, Asteraceae.